Messenger RNA from Pteronotus mesoamericanus, 558 nucleotides. RefSeq names its product uroplakin 2 (gene UPK2). NCBI's taxonomy places the organism in Eukaryota, Metazoa, Chordata, Mammalia, Chiroptera, Mormoopidae. The transcript is spliced from 5 exons. Gene Ontology annotation, biological process: epithelial cell differentiation. The coding region runs from base 1 to 558 and encodes 185 amino acids. The record is from RefSeq and is a predicted model, not a curated record. Gene Ontology annotation, cellular component: apical plasma membrane.
AUGGCAUCCCUGCUACCCAUCCGGAUCUUGCCCUUGAUCCUGAUUCUACUGGCUGUCCUGGCCCCAGGGGCUGCAGCAGUAUUCAACAUCUCAAGCCUCUCUGGUCUGCUGUCCCCGGUGCUAACGGAGAGCCUGCUAGUUGCCUUACCCCCCUGUCACCUCACAGGGGGUAAUGCCACACUGAUGGUCCGGAGAGCCAAUGACAGCAAAGUGGUGAAAGCUAGCUUUGUGGUGCCUCCAUGCCGUGGGCGAAGAGAGCUGGUGAGUGUGGUGGACAGUGGGGCUGGCUUCACAGUCACCCGGCUCAGUGCCUACCAGGUGACAAGCCUCGUGCCAGGAACCAAAUACUACAUUUCCUACCUAGUGAAGAAGGGGACAUCCACCGAGUCCAGUAGAGAGAUCCCAAUGUCCACACUUCCUCGAAGGAAGAUGGAAUCCAUUGGGCUGGGAAUGGCCCGGACGGGGGGCAUGGUGGUCAUCACAGUGUUGCUCUCUGUUGCUAUGUUCCUGCUGGUUCUGGGGUUCAUCAUAGCCCUGGCACUGAGUGCUCGAAACUGA